Molecule: messenger RNA, 4658 nt
Organism: Cyprinus carpio (common carp)
Lineage: Eukaryota; Metazoa; Chordata; Actinopteri; Cypriniformes; Cyprinidae
Product: basic helix-loop-helix ARNT-like protein 1
Biological process (GO): regulation of transcription by RNA polymerase II; circadian rhythm
Cellular component (GO): cytoplasm; aryl hydrocarbon receptor complex; nucleus
Molecular function (GO): protein dimerization activity; DNA-binding transcription factor activity, RNA polymerase II-specific; RNA polymerase II cis-regulatory region sequence-specific DNA binding
Source: RefSeq, a predicted model, not a curated record
CUUUACUUAUUAGUGCGAGAGUAAAGUAGGUCAUAGAGAAUGUAUACUGAGCUGCCGAGCGCCGUCCAUAUUCGACUGACUAUAACUUACAUGUGAUUAACUGCCUCUUCAUGUCCAGUGCCUGUUUUGUGUAUUUCCGCAGAAGCCAGCGCUGUGAGGAGACAGCUGUUUUCUGAGAGGAGGAUCUCGUCAGGCAGCCUCAGGAAAUGGUGAAGGAAGAACAGCCUUCGUCUCUCUCUGUGAUGGUCUAAUGGCAGACCAAAGAAUGGACAUCUCCUCCACGAUGAAUGAGUUCAUGACUCCCAGUUCCACUGAUCUGAUCAGCAGCUCCAUGGCUACGCCGGGCAUGGACUACACCCGCAAGAGGAAGGGCAGCAUCACCGACUAUCAAAUUGAUGGAUUUUCUUUUGAAUCUGAGGCUUCAUGGAUGAGAUUCCUCAUCCCAAGCUCACAGCUCACACAGUCCGCUGAGAGUGAAUGGGACUGUAUGGACAUAGACACGGACAAACAACUUGAAAGGGCCGAUCAGCAGAUUAAGAAUUCAAGGGAGGCUCACAGUCAGAUAGAGAAGAGACGCAGAGACAAGUUGAACGGCUUUAUUGAUGAGCUGGCUUCAUUAUUGCCUACCUGCAGUGCCAUGUCACGCAAGCUGGACAAACACACGGUGCUGCGCAUGGCGGUCCAGCAUAUGAAAACACUUCGAGGAGCUGCAAACCCUUACACCGAAGCUAACUACAAGCCAGCCUUUUUAUCAGACGAUGAGCUAAAGCACUUAAUAUUAAGGGCUGCUGACGGUUUUCUGUUUGUUGUGGGCUGUGAUCGGGGAAAGAUCCUUUUUGUGUCAGAGUCUGUCUACAAAAUUUUAAAUUACAGUCAGAAUGACCUGAUUGGCCAGAGUUUGUUUGAUUAUUUGCAUCCUAAAGACAUUGCAAAAGUCAAAGAGCAGCUCUCAUCAUCUGACACAGCCCCACGUGAAAGACUCAUCGAUGCUAAAACUGGGCUGCCAGUCAGGACAGACAUCGCCCCUUGUCCCUCCAGAUUGUGCUCGGGGGCCCGACGCUCCUUCUUCUGCAGAAUGAAGUGCAACAGGCCCCUUGUCAAAAUGGAGGACAACGAUUUUUCCUCAACUUGCUCCAAAAAGAAAGCCGAUCGCAAGAGCUUCUGCACCAUCCACAGCACUGGCUAUCUGAAGAGCUGGCCGCCCACAAAGAUGGGUUUAGAUGAAGACAAUGAGCCUGAUAAUGAAGGCUGUAAUCUCAGCUGCUUAGUGGCCAUUGGCCGAUUACAUCCUCAUAUUGUCCCACAACCCAUGAAUGGAGACAUCCGUGUGAAGCCCACAGAGUAUGUCUCGCGCCAUGCCAUUGAUGGGAAGUUUGUCUUUGUGGACCAAAGGGCCACAGCCAUUCUUGCUUAUCUACCUCAAGAGCUGCUGGGCACGUCAUUCUAUGAGUAUUUCCAUCAGGACGACAUCGGACAUCUUGCUGAAUGCCACAGACAAGUGCUGCAGAUGAGAGAGAAGAUCAACACUAACUGUUACAAGUUCAAGAUUAAAGAUGGCUCUGUUAUAACUUUAAGAAGUCGCUGGUUCAGUUUCAUGAACCCUUGGACCAAAGAAGUAGAAUACAUUGUUUCAACUAAUACAGUUGUCUCAGGCAGUUCUCUUGAUGGAGCAGAGCCUGGUUAUCCUCAGCUCCCUGCCUCCCCUCAGAGUAUGGACAGCGUCCUUACAGCUGCUGACGGCUCGGGGAAAACUGUCCCUGGAAUCCCUGGAGGCACAAGACCCGGAGCAGGAAAGAUCGGCCGCAUGAUCGCUGAGGAAGUGAUGGAGAUACAAAGGAUAAGAGGCUCAUCUCCCUCUAGUUUUGGUUCAAGUCCCCUCAGCAUCUCCAACAGCACACCCCCUCCUGACACAUCCUCUCCGGGGGGCAGGAAGAUUUCAAAUGGUGGAAGUCUAGACAUUCCUUCAGCAGGGAUGUUGUCGGGUCAGGACAGCAUAGGAUAUCCUUACUCUAACAGCUCGAUUUUAAGUGAUCAGUCACACAUCUGUAUCGGUGACAUCAUGGACGAGCCGGGCUCCAGCAGCGAUGAGGCUGCCAUGGCCAUCGUCAUGAGUCUGCUGGAGGCGGACGCAGGUCUGGGAGGUCCCGUGGACUUCAGUGACCUGCCCUGGCCGCUGUGAGAGCCCUGAAGGAGACCUUCACCCAGUCCUAACGGGGUACGGCAUCAAUCCAUCCCACUCGUGUUCAAACCAGCCAUGACCCUGACAGUCAAUGCAUGCGGACAGUUUGUUUAUUUGUUGGUGACGUUACAUUUGUUUUUGACACGGUGCCUCAGGUAGCUCCACCCACAGCAAAAUCUCAUUGGUCCACAGCCUCAUUCUACAACUGUGUCAAGUUUGUUUCAUCAAGGACAAAAGAUUUUAUAGCACCUGAUCGGGACACAAUAUUAGAUCGUUCAACAUCUUACAACAGCCAUUAUUAGUGCUGGUACGGUGUAUAAGGGCAUUGUUUCAGUCUAUGGAAUGUCAAAUAACUAAACACCACAAAUCCUGUUGGGCUUAGGUUUUUUUUUUAUAUCCACCUCAGCAUUUCUGAUCGUUAUUGUGUUUCAGCAUGUUUGCCUAUUAAAAAUCAAAUGUGUAUCAUAGAUAUGUGUAUUCUAACAUGUACAAGUAUUUUAUCUUAAUGAAUGAUUGAAAUGAACCGAAAGGGCAGCAGUAUAUUUUAAAAUAAUUAAAAAUAUAUUUCUUUCACAUUGUUUUUUUUUUUUCGUACCCAUGAUUCACAUAGAAAUUUAACCCUUUUUUUAGUCCUUCCGGCUGAAAAGGUUUGAUGGGGAGACCCACCUUGUCAUAUUUUCAUAAUUUUUAAAGACGCUGAUCUAGAAGUUGAUAAUUAAAUGAACUGCAGUAAAGUAUAUAGUAAAUGCUAAAUUUAAGGUUUAGUAGGUAUUUUAGCUUUAGGGUUAGAUCACUGUUUGUUGUGUAUUAAGUACCAACAGCACCAUGGUGUUAGGUGCUACACUACACUGGUAUGUUACAGUAAUUUGGCUCAGCCUAAUUGUCUCGAAUUUUAUGUAACAGUAUUGUACCAUGUAUUUAUGUUUAUGUGUUUCAAUGACUUUCAAAGAGCGAUCUACACAAUCAUUAAUUCCCUUACCUGUCCAACCAUAACAGAAACAAUUUGGGAUGAUUAAUAAGGAUUUUCUUCAACAUCAAAUAUUUUCACCUUGUGUAUGCUAUUAUUUUUCGUUUUUUUUGUCUUCGGCCAUACAGGUACUGAUUCUCCCAUUGUCUCCAUUGGUAAAGCAUGAAAAUACACUCACUGGCCACUUUAUAAGGUACACCUAUACCUAUGCCUCCAUUCUUCAUGGCAUAGCUUUAAGGUGCUGCAAACGUUCCUCUAAGAUUUUGGUUGCUAUUGACAUAUCACGCAGUUUACAGCAGAUCUGUUGCCUGCACAUCCAUCAUGUGAAUCUUCCAUUCCACCAAAUCUUAACGGUGCUCUAAUUUAUUGAGAUCCAGAGACUGGUGAAGCCCUUUGAGAAUAAUGAACUCAUUGUCAUGUUCAAGAAGCCAGUUUGACAUGAUUUGAUGGUAUGUUUUGUGGCUAGAUGUAGCCAUCACAAGAUGGGUUCACUGCUAAUAAAAGGAUGGACAUGGUCAGCAACAACACUCAGACCGAGGAGUUUAAAUAGCACAUUUUGGGCCCUUUAAAACCAACUGAGCGCUAAGUAAAUAUCCACCACACCAUUACACCACCAGCAGCAGCCUGAACCACUGAUACAAGGCAGGAUGGAUCCAUGCUUUCAUGUGACAAGUGGUCAUUUGAGUAACUGUUGCCUUUCAAUCAGCUUGAACCAGUCUGGCUGACCUGCAGGUCAUUGGAUAUGUUCACUUUUUUGGAUUAUACGCUAUAAACCUUAAAGAUGGUUGUGCAUGAAAAUCCCAGUAGAUCAGGAGUUUCUGUAAUACUCAGACCAGCCGGUCUUGCACCAACAACCAAUGACCUGGUUUUGACAUUUGUUUCUACAAACAUAUAAAAUUGGUUUAUUUUUACAUUUAGACCUGCUUUUAAACUGAAUACCAUUUAUUCCCAAACUUAAUUUUUAAGUGUUGUGCAAAAGUGUACAUGCUCUGCAUUUUGGUUCUCAAAUCCUCUGCAUCUAUUCUGUAACUUGAACUAUUUUUGCUACAUGUGUUACAUAAUCACAAGAGUCUCUGUUUUAAACUUUGGCAUCAGUGAAACACCAAAAAUCAAACUUCACGUCAAACACUGUACAUUACAUAUAUAUCUUUAUUAAUACAAUGAUUUUCAAGCGCUUGAACAGACAGAUCUUGAGCAAAUGAAUUAAUGUUGAUCUAAGAAAAACACUGCAUUCAUUCACCAGGCAAAUGGACCUCCCGAGGAGACACGGGAGUUUGAGGAGAUCAAGGAGAGAUCUUUCCAAAAGAAGUGGCACCAAACCCAAAUGCAUCGAGUGUAAAUAAUUUCAAAUUUACAAUAAUUCAACUCACUGCAGUAAUAAUACAGUAAAAUGGAAAAAAAAAACAAUAGUUAUAAUUAUAAUCACAUAACAGGCCCAAUUACAAAAUAAGUGGGGUUGCUAACUUCAAACAAACAAAAAUAAAUUUCCUUUGGUCAAGUAAAAAAAAAAAA